AUGGUGCAGAUACUCUCCCUCAUCCACAGCAAAAACGGGUCUCUGAGUAGCAUGCCCUACCUACCAGCAGACGUCACAAACCUAAAGGCAAAGUACCGUAGAGAAAGCAAGUUGGCUGACAUAGAAGCCACGAUAGCCUACUUCGAUGAGAAAGCGAAAGAAGAUCAAAAUUUCUUCUACAGGAUAAGAUUGGACGAUGAGGACCGUGUCAGGAACAUGUAUUGGGUGGAUGGUGCUGCAAGAAGAGCCUACAAACAUUUCCGAGACUGCAUUUCUUUCGACGCGACAUAUCUCACUAAUAUGUACAAGAUGCCAUGCGCUCCAUUCAUAGGAAUAAAUAACCACAAUCAGUCAUUGAAGUUCGGAUGUGGGCUCGUUCGGAACGAAGACACGGAUGGGUACGUUUGGCUGUUCAAGACCUUCUUGGAGUGCAUGGGUGGACUUGCUCCGAUGAACAUAAUAACAGACCAGGAUUUUAGCAUGAGUGCAGGCAUAGAGGUCUUUUCGUUGGCAGUGCACAGGCACUGCAGGUGGCACAUUAUAAAGAAGGCUGAGGAGACACUAGGACCGUUCUUUGCUGACCGUCCAGACCUGCACAAGGCAUUCGAGCUGUGCGUGGACCACAGCUUGACAGUGGAGGAGUUUGAAAGGAGCUGGAUGGCUAUGAUUGAAACAUAUCAAGUCCAAGACCACGAGACGCUUGCUAGCUUGUGGGAGAAGCGAAUGUACUGGGUGCCGGCCUACUUCAUGCAGUGCUUCUUCCCGUUUCUGCAGACUACACAACGCAUUGAGGGGUUCAAUGCUAUUUUGAAGCGGUACGUGAGCCCUGGCAACUCAUUACUACAGUUUGCCAAGCAGUACACCGCUUUGCAACAAAAAAUAUUGGGAUCCGAGCUACAGCAAGAAGCAAACACCGCGCUCAAGCAGCCAAAAUUGCUAACAUAUUUACCAAUGGGGAGGCAGAUGAGCAAGAUAUACACCAACAUGAUUUUUAACAAGUAA
Messenger RNA from Aegilops tauschii subsp. strangulata, 1002 nucleotides. RefSeq names its product protein FAR1-RELATED SEQUENCE 5-like. The record is from RefSeq and is a predicted model, not a curated record. NCBI's taxonomy places the organism in Eukaryota, Viridiplantae, Streptophyta, Magnoliopsida, Poales, Poaceae. Gene Ontology annotation, molecular function: zinc ion binding. Gene Ontology annotation, biological process: regulation of DNA-templated transcription.